This is a messenger RNA of Naegleria lovaniensis, 1059 nucleotides long. RefSeq lists its product as uncharacterized. Gene Ontology annotation, molecular function: cysteine-type deubiquitinase activity. Lineage: Eukaryota; Heterolobosea; Eutetramitea; Acrasida; Naegleriidae. Bases 1 to 1059 code for a protein of 352 amino acids. The record is from RefSeq and is a predicted model, not a curated record. Gene Ontology annotation, biological process: protein deubiquitination. The transcript has a single exon.
AUGAAUGCGCAUUUACUUUUGAGUCAUCAUCAUCGUUGGAAUGAUCAUUACUUCUCUCCGUCCAUGCAAUUAAGCCAACAUUCUUCAUCUCUUUUUCAUCACGAUGAUCAUCAGGAUGAUGCUUCGUUUGAGGAAUUUCUCAACCAUCGGAUUUAUAGAAUCGGAAGAAGAAAAAUUAUUCAAGAUCGGUUAAGAAGGAUGAAUGAUUUUAAUAGUCCUUCGAAUGAUUUUAAUAGUUUUACACCUUCUCUUGCUUUUCAUCAAGUGUAUGGAACAAGAAUGGAAGAGAAUCAACAUCAACGAAAACAAUCAUCCAUUCCGAUUACGAUACAUAGAAAAUCUCAACAUUUAAAAGAACACGACAAUAGAGUUGAAGAAUCGGAAACUCCAUCUUCUCGGAAUCUAUCAAUCAACCAGUCCAAACCAUCAUCAAUGAAAAUAUCAAUUCAUGAUUCACCCACUCCUUCCGAAUCAGAUGAACCACAAAAUUCACCUCCAACCAAUCAACACAUGACGCUCUCUCAAUUAAUGUCUCGAAAACAUUUAAGGCUCAUCCAUGCCACGGCUAAUGGAAAUUGUUUAUUUAAUUGCAUUUCGUUGGCACUUGCUCAAAGUGAAGAGUAUCAUUCUCAAAUUCGUCAGAAAUGUGUCGAUUGGAUUGAGACUCAUUUAGAUACAUCAGUGUCACAAGAUGGAGGAAUCAAAGUGAGAGAUUUGAUAUUUUUAUCUCCAUAUCAAGAAUCUAUUGAGGAUUAUUUACAUGAAAUGAGGAAAGACAGAGAAUGGGCAGAUUAUUGUUGCUUAAAUUCUUUGGCUAAUUUACUGAAUGUACAAUUGGAUGUGUAUUAUGUGAACAUGUUGGAAGAUGGAGAUUGGGAUCAUCCCUCGUCGAUGGUGGUAAAAUCUAAAAUUAAGGUACUACCUACACAUGUCACAAGAGGAGAAUUCUCGCCAUCUCAACGACGAAAAGUUCCUCUCAAAAAGAUUCGAGUCGUCUAUCAUGAAGAGUUGAAACAUUACAAUCUCCUAGCUCCACAAUAUCACACAUCCAUGCUGUAA